Messenger RNA from Myxocyprinus asiaticus (Chinese sucker), 4663 nucleotides. RefSeq names its product ubiquitin carboxyl-terminal hydrolase 16-like. The transcript is spliced from 17 exons. The record is from RefSeq and is a predicted model, not a curated record. Gene Ontology annotation, biological process: protein deubiquitination. Lineage: Eukaryota; Metazoa; Chordata; Actinopteri; Cypriniformes; Catostomidae. Bases 453 to 2972 code for a protein of 839 amino acids. Gene Ontology annotation, molecular function: zinc ion binding; cysteine-type deubiquitinase activity; cysteine-type endopeptidase activity. Gene Ontology annotation, cellular component: nucleus; cytosol.
AGUAGCACCGGGGUACUUCACACCUGUUUUUAGACAGCCUUUCAUAAAGAAAUAGAAAUAAUAAAAAAAAAAUAUUUUGAAAUGUUCCUACAAUGUUUUUGUGGAUCCAGUAGUAAUUUAGGAUUAUAGACUUUGGUGUUUGGAUAUUAUUACAAGUAAAGCAAAUAAUAAAUAAUUUCGGUCUAAUGGGAGUAAACCGUUAUCCCACUAGCCGGCUCCAAGCUAUUUAAUUUUGGCCAAAGGUAAGAGGAUAAAGUCUGCUGCACACAAAUAAACGUGUUUAGUUGUGUGACGCCACAGACUUUUAUUUUGAAAUCACCCGGAAAUACUCAAUGUAGUAGGUGAACGUGCUUUGUUACACGUUGAUAUUUUCGCUACAGGUUAUUUACUCACGGAUCUUUAGCUGGAUGGAUGUAGUGAAUACAGAAAUGUGCUCGUCAUAACAGACCAAGAUGGGUAAAAAGAAGGGGAAAGAUAGAAGUCCCAGAAGAGACAGUAACACUGACAUACCAGGGAUUUCCUGCACUCACAUCUGUAAAGGAACAGACCAAAGCUUACUGAAGAAAGCUGGUUUGAAUGAACACUGGAGCUUGUGUCAAGACUGUGAGCCAGAGAAGCCAGAUGAGAUAUUAGAAGAUGAACUUCAUAAAGAAAGUCCUGCUGUGUGGAUGUGCCUGAAAUGUGGCCACAGAGGUUGUGGGAGAUCUUCGGAGAAUCAACAUGCGAUCAAACACUACGAGACCCCUCGAUCUGACCCCCACUGUUUAGUGCUCAGUCUGGACGUCUGGUGUGUCUGGUGUUAUAUCUGUGAUGAAGAAGUUCAGUAUUCCAGCACAGGGCAGCUGGCACAGCUGGUGAAAAGCAUAAGAAAACAUGUGCUGGCAGAUCCCAGCAAGAAAACCUCAGACAAGUUGAGUAAGGUGGAAGAGAGUGUAGAGGAGAAUCCUGCUGGGCAGAAGCUGGAUGAAGAGAAAGGGAACAAAGAGAGCCAGAAGACCGACUCGAAACACUGCAGUCCCAAAAAGUUGAAAUCAGCCACCACAGAAAGUUCUGGUUCUGUGUCUGUCAGGGGUCUUAGUAAUCUCGGCAACACGUGUUUCUUCAAUGCAGUUGUGCAGAAUUUAUCGCAGACGCAGCUUUUCAGACAUUUGUUGGACCAGAUUACAGAUGAAAAGAGCUGCUGUCUCACCAUCACACCUGCACUGUCCUCUGAGCUGGAGCCUCUACAGCUCCAGCUGGAAAGGCCCGGGUCACUCACGCUGGCUAUGUGUCAAUUGCUGAAUGAAAUCCAGGAGACCAAGAAAGGUGUCGUGACCCCUAAAGAACUCUUCACACAAGUAUGUAAAAAAGCGGCACGGUUUAAAGGCUUUCAGCAGCAGGACAGUCAAGAGUUGCUGCGAUACCUUCUAGAUGGCAUGAGAGCAGAGGAAGUGAAAAGAGUAAAUUCAGGAAUUUUGGAGGCUUUUAAAAAUGCUGGCAAAAGCUUGGAAGCUGAGCAGGCGAAGAAGGUCAUAAAAGAGUAUGAGAAAAAUGGUGCGCCCAAGAACUUUGUGGACCAGGUGUUUGGUGGAGAGAUGACCAGCACCUUGAUGUGUAAAGAGUGCAGAACUGUGUCUUUGGUGACUGAGAUAUUUUUGGAUCUUUCACUUCCUGUAGCUGAUGAGGCCUACAGGAAGAAGAAUCAGAAGAAAGUCAUCCAGCAUCGCAGCAAUGUAAGAGAGGAUGGUGAUCAGGACACCACGACUUCUCUGGCUAAUGGGAAUAAAGACAUGCCUACUGGAACAGGAAGCAAGUACCAGCAGAAGAAGUCAAAAAAACAGGCCAAGAAACAAGCCAAGAAUCAGAGGCGGCAACAGAAGCUGGGCAGCAAAGUCAUUCUGGAUGCUCUGACAAAUCAGAACGCAGCCAGUCACCCAGAUUCAGCAGACGCACCCAUUCAAAGUGUAUCAUCGAAUGGGAGCGGUGAUGCAGAAAUGGACGAAAAAACCCAAGAGCAUUUGAGCCAAUCACCCACUUUGAACACCUCAGAACAGGAACACGAGAAACCGCCCACGCUCUCACAAAAAGAUGAAAAUGAUGAGGAACCUGAAGAAGAACCUGCUACUUCAGUCAACAACUGCUUUACUGCGUUAUCGGAAGACCAGAACUCUGAAGAUAUGUCUGUGGAAGGAGAAAAGGGGGAGGAAGUGAAUGAAGUUGAAGAAGAGGGUGGUGCUGCAGGUGAUUGGAUAGUAGAAGAACUGAAUACCUUGUCACUAAACGCAACUUCAGAAGGACCUCAAAGUGAGACGGAGAAUGGGGAUGAUACCUUGGAUAAUGCUAAGGAAUACACAGUGGUCAAUCAGGAUCCUGAGCUUGCGUUUCACACGCUGGCCACCAGAGCGUCGCCAGAGAAGCAGGAGUGUUCGGUGGAGUCCUGUCUGUACCAGUUCACUGAGGUGGAACAUCUCGCCGAGAACAACAGACUGAUGUGUGUAACCUGUACCAAACGACAGACUGGACCUAAAGCCUCAAACGGUUGUAAGAAAGCAGUUUACAGAGACGCACUGAAGCAGAUGCUGAUCUCCUCUCCUCCACCAGUGCUUACACUUCACCUGAACAGAUUCCAACAGGUUGCAUACAGUAUUUGUAAGGUGAACCGACACGUUCAGUUCCCUCAAAUCCUGGAUCUUGCACCAUUCUGCUCUUUAAACUGCAAGGGAGUGAAAGAAGAUGAGACGCGAGUUCUGUAUAGCCUUUAUGGUAUAGUGGAACACAGCGGCACAAUGCGUUCUGGACACUAUACGGCAUAUGUUAAAUCACGACCUUCCACACGGAACUCUGUAGAAAACAGAUCCACAGCUGUUUCAGGUAAUGAUGAGGUCAGUAAAGGAUCCUGGUUUCACAUUAGCGACAGCAGCGUCCACCCAGUUACAGAAGCCAAAGUGCAGAGUUCUCAAGCCUACCUCCUGUUCUACGAAAGGAUCUCAUAACACAUGUUAAGAAAUCAUCUUCAAAACAAAGGGCUGCUGGUGCUGAAAUCCAACUCUGCUGCUGAGAAAUCUUGUUUGAGGGAUAGUUCAACCACAAAUGAAAAUUCGGUCAUUGUUUACUCACCCCUAAUGUUGUUCAAAAACCAUAUGACUUUUUGAGUAAAUGAAGACAGAAUUUUUGUUUUUUUGGGUGAAGUAUCCCUUAAACACACUGCUAAUGAAUUGUAAACUGGAAUUGAAAUUUUUUGUGUGAGCAUCUUCUUUUAUCAUUGAAUUAUCAGCUGCUAUUCCUAUGAAACAACUUAAUGUAUUUUAUUUUUUAAUUCAUAUGCCAAGUGGUGAUUUUAAAUUAAUGAAACUGUUUCCAUACCUCUAGAAAUGAUUGAAUUGUUUGACAAGGGUUUGGUUUGUUUUUGGUUUUCAUACAGCGUUCCUCAUACAGAGAAUAUCAGAAUAUUUCCAGACUUCACAAGAACUGUGUUACCAAGACUGACAGUCAUUUUGGGUGAAUCUCAUGAAGAAAUGUCUUCAAGUCAUAUUUUACCCUAAAAUAAUAAUAAUGAAAAUGUAUGCAUAUAUAUAUGUACACUGGCGGCCAAAAGUUUGGAAUAAUGUACAGAUUUUGCUCAUAUGGAAAGAAAUUGGUACUUUUAUUCAACAAAGUGGCAUUCAGUUGAUCACAAUGUAUAGUCAGGACAUUAAUAACAUGUAAAAUUACAACUACAAUUAAAAAAAUGUUCAGAACUUCUUAAAAUACUUCAAAGAGUUCUCAUCAAAUAAUCCUCCACGUGCAGCAAUGACAGCUUUGUAGAUCUUUGGCAUUCUAGCUGUCAGUUUGUCCAGAUACUCAGGUGACAUUUCACCCCACACUUCCUGUAGCACUUGUCAUAGAUGUGACUGUCUUGUCGGGCACUUCUCAUGCAACUUACAGUCUAGCUCAGGGGUCGGGAACCUUUUUUCACUAAGGAGCCAAUUUUUGAACUUUUGGUUGAUGCCAUGCCACAAAUGAAUAAUUCAAUAUUUUCAAAAACAACGUUUUCAAUAAAAUAAAAUAUUUAUUUUGUCCAUAGACUACUCAAAAACAAACAUGUUAUUUAAAAUGUAUAGGUAACAUGUUGCAAUAUCAUAAAAUUACUUCAUUUUAGAAUUGCUCAUGAAAAAUUUAACUUCCAUUUUGGGCUGGGCGAUAUGUAAAAAAUAUUUUAAUGAUAAUCGCAUUUCAAAUAUUGCGAUAUCCGAUUAUAUCGUCAACCCUCCCAAAGUUGGUGAAUAUUUUUGCUUUAUUUAUUUUGCUUUAAAAAAUGUAUUAAUUUAUUGAAACACGAAAAACUUAAAAGACAUUUCUAAAUUCAAAUUGCACUUUAAAUGAAACGAGAAAAGCAAUUAAAAUAAAGUUCUAUAUAACCACCUCCCCAAAUUCAAACAUUUACUGUCUCCGGCCCCAUUUGCUAUCAGGCAAGUAUCACAACAGGUGAACAAUUACUUACAGCCUACAAAUUAAGAACUAAAGAUAAUUAUAAAUGUAUAGAUAAUUAUAAUAAUCAUAAUAAAUACGACUAAUAAAUUCCCUUAUGUUCCCAAAAGAAAAAUGCUGCCAAAUGUGUGUUCUUAUCGAAUGUGUUUGUAUUGCGCUUGUUAAUACAGUUAAUGCUGCCUAAAGAAAAUAAAAUAGAGCUCAAUUUUAGGUUCAA